AUGAUGAGUUUAAAACAGCCCCAUACACGUGAUAAAGAACCAACAACAAAGAAAGCACGCUAUAAUUAUCCAGUUGACAAUACACAAGAGGAUGCUGCCGAAUUUUUAAAUGUAUUAUUAAACGAAAUGUUGUUGGAUGAUAAAAAUAGUCAUCAACCCAUGUCAAAUGCUGAACCAAACAUACAAUCAAUCGUUCAAGCUAUGAGUCUCGAACUGUUUGAUCAAGUUCGAUGUCCACAUAAGACAGAUGGUCAACAGUGUCUUUCAUCGUACGAUUCAACAUCCAAACAAGAACUGAUAUUAGCACUGCCAAUUACGUACUUAGAUAAAAUUAAUCAGAUUGAUAUCAUGAAUUAUCAUCAUUCACUGCACGAAUGUUUAAUAGAUUAUUUCAAAGAUGAGUUUAUCGAUUCGUUCAAAUGUGAUGAUUGUCAAAAAAUGGGAAAAACGAAAAGAAUUUGUAUUUCACACACACCACCAGCAUUAGUUCUACAAUUAAAACGAUUUAACAAUCGGGGUAUAAAACUAGUCGCUCCCAUUACAUUCGAACAAACAUUGAAUUUAGAAGGCUAUUCCAAUUAUAAUCAACAAUCGUCGUCGUAUGAUUAUGCGUUAUAUGCUGUUCUCUGUCAUUAUGGUUCAACAGUUGAAUUUGGUCAUUAUGUUAUUUAUGUAAAAAAAAAUGAUAAUAGUUGGAUCAAAAUUAAUGAUCAUCAAAUAACCAGAGUCGAUGUUAAAGAUGUAUUAAACGAAAAACAAAAUGCUUAUGUGAUCGCAUACGCCCAAAAAAUAUUCACAGUCUCCGAAGGAGAGCCACCAGAACAACAGUCAAUGAAAAUUGAACGAAAACGAACAACAACCAGCACGUCAAACAAACGACACGAUCAACAAAAACAAAAAUCUUCUCAACCUUAUCGAUGUCAAAGUACAAUAACCAUUGGAAAUACAAACGACACAGAUGCUAUUUCAUCGCUCGCAUCAGAAGACACAAUAAUAGAUGAUUUGGAUUAUGACGAAAUCUAUCAUAACAGCAUCUUACACGAUCAUGGUUUUAACGACACUCCUCUUCUUGUUCAGCAUUCACAAAAUACUAUCAGGCGAAACAUACCUAGACUUCGUCAAGAUGAACAAAGCGUUUUACAUGUGUCACAACCUAAUAAGAACGAAAAGCACAACAAAUUUAGCUUAAUAACAACGAAUGAACAUAAACACAUUAAUAAUGAUGAUACAAGGUUUAAUACUCGCCACAAUAACAAGAACAUUGAUUCUGAAGAUUUAGAAAUGAUUAACGUAGCAACUAGUGCUCCAAUCAAUGAAAUAUUCAAGAAGUCAUUGCCAACAACAUUCAACACACGACUGGCACACAAAGAUUUUGAAUCAUUGAAACAAUUACAAAACGAGCACUGCAAACAAGAAGUGAAUAAAUUACUUGGUAACACCAAAAAUCAAAGAAGAAACAGUGAUUAUCGAUGGCUUCAUAUUCUAUUACCAUAUUUUAAACAAUAUAACCCAUAUUGUUCUGGAAAUUUUAAACACAAGAAUUAUGGAAGGUUAUCAAACACAAACAGUACAACGAAUUAUGUAUUAUCGUGUAAUAUUUAUUGUAAACGGAAAGAAUGCGCAUUUUUUUGUCGCGCUUUGGUAAAAACAAACGGAUUUAUUUAUAUCUUUACCAAACUAAGCGCUCGAACAACAAAAAACAAUAUAAAUCAUGCAUAUGAACCAACAAACGUUGUGAAUCAUGAUUGUUAUUUAGCCGCUAGAUGUUUACGUAACCCAGAUCGUUCGAGUUUACAAUCAUUGAUGGCCAAAGGUGCCACCCAACGGCAAUUGUAUUACGAAAUGAAGGAAGAACGUACGAAAGAAGAAAAAUGUGCAUUUAAUUGCGACAGAUUUGGAACAAGCCUUCGAACAAUCAAGAAAAUCAAGGCUGAAUUCAAGGCGUCACUUUAUAAUUCGCAAGACGAAGAUGAAUCAAUAAAGAGAAUACACGAAAAAUGGUUGCAAAAAUUAUCAGAAGCAAAAUGUGUUCCCGGUGCAGUUCAGUUCAUGUCAACAACACCAUCAUUAAUCGUUAUUGUUUAUACAGAAGCCACAAUU
Molecule: messenger RNA, 2100 nt
Organism: Didymodactylos carnosus
Lineage: Eukaryota; Metazoa; Rotifera; Eurotatoria; Philodinida; Philodinidae
Source: the annotation of a GenBank genome assembly